Molecule: messenger RNA, 2323 nt
Organism: Ricinus communis (castor bean)
Lineage: Eukaryota; Viridiplantae; Streptophyta; Magnoliopsida; Malpighiales; Euphorbiaceae
Product: ankyrin repeat-containing protein At2g01680
Exons: 3
Coding region: 457-2055 (532 amino acids)
Cellular component (GO): plasma membrane
Molecular function (GO): protein phosphatase regulator activity; protein phosphatase 1 binding
Source: RefSeq, a predicted model, not a curated record
AUAAAGAAAGAAUCUUACAAAACAUUAAACAGUGAACUCCAACAUGGAUUGAUUGCUUCAUUACAGUCUCAAAAUGGAAGACCCCAGUUUUUACCGUCAUCAUCGGUCCGAACCCAAUAAUCAAUCGCAAACACCUUAGAAUUAUUUUCAAAGGCCACCCAUAACUCAACUCAACUCGUAUCCACAACCCUCCAUUAUUAUCCUUUACACCUUCACCCUGUCUUUCUCCUUUUCUUAUAUCCAGAAAGAUAAGAGAGCAAAAGAGAAGAAAGUAAGAAUCUUUAAAGAAAACAAGCCUUAAAAAAAACACACAAACACUUCUUUAAGGAUCGAUUUAUUUGCAUCUUACUCUUUAACAGCUCAAGGACAAGGGAGGCUCUUUCUUUAUUGGCAUGUUAAUCUCUUUACUGAUGCAUAUAAACUAGAGAGAGAAAGAAGAAGGAUCUGUACUUUAUCAUGAUGGAUGCAAAUCCACUGUGCUUCUUGACCCGCCAAUCUUUUUUCUCGGCCGUGCGGUCAGCUGAUCUUAAUUCUGUGAAAGAGAUUGUGAAGAAGAUAACAAAGGAUGAACCAUGUGAUGGGUCCUCUCCUGUUUCUGAUCUAAUGACUGUGCAAACUGAUGCAGGGGAGACUGCUUUGUAUAUAGCUGCAGAGAACAAAUUUGAAGAUGUUUUUAGCUACUUGGUUAAGUUUUCUGAUAUUGAGGCUGUCAAGAUUAGGUCUAAGUCUGAUAUGAAUGCGUUUCAUGUUGCUGCUAAGAAGGGCCAUUUGGGUAUUGUAAAGGAACUUUUGAGCAUUUGGCCUGAGCUUUGCAAGUUAUGCGACUCCUCAAAUACUAGUCCCCUAUAUUCUGCAGCUGUUCAAUAUCAUUUGGAUGUAGUUAAUGCCAUCUUGGAUGCUGAUGUCAGCUCACUAAGGAUAGUGAGGAAGAAUGGGAAAACUGCGUUGCACACGGCUGCUAGGUAUGGCCUUGUUGAAAUGGUAAAAGCACUUAUAGACCGCGACCCAGAAAUUGUCCGUGUCAAAGAUAAGAAAGGCCAAACUGCUCUUCAUAUGGCUGUAAAAGGUCAAAGUACUGCUGUAGUAGAGGAAAUACUAUCUGCUGAUUGCUCAAUACUAAAUGAGCGUGACAAGAAGGGUAACACGGCAGUACAUAUAGCUACAAGGAAAUCUCGUCCAGUGAUAGUGAGCCUUUUGCUGACCUACAGAUCUAUUGAUGUCAAUGUCAUCAAUAAUCAGCGUGAAACUGCGAUGGAUUUGGCUGAUAAACUCCAAUAUGGAGAAUCUUCAAUGGAAAUCAAGGAAGCUCUCACAGAUGCUGGUGCCAAGCAUGCUAGAUAUGUUGGUACAGUGGACGAAGCAAUGGAACUGAAGAGAACCGUAAGUGAUAUAAAGCAUGAGGUCCACUCGCAACUCAUACAAAAUGAAAAGACUAACAGAAGGGUUUCUGGUAUUGCAAAAGAAUUGAGGAAACUUCACAGAGAGGCUGUCCAAAAUACCACCAACUCUGUAACAGUUGUUGCUGUUCUUUUCUCCUCAAUUGCUUUCUUGGCUAUUUUUAACUUGCCUGGGCAAUAUUUAAUGGAUGGAGGUGAAGUAGGGAAGGCUAACAUAGCUGACAAUGUUGGUUUCCGGGUCUUUUGCCUCCUAAAUGCAACAUCUCUAUUCAUUUCUCUAGCCGUGGUCGUGGUUCAGAUCACUUUAGUCGCCUGGGACACUAGAGCUCAGAAACAGGUUGUAUCUGUUGUUAACAAGCUGAUGUGGGCUGCCUGUGCUUGCACUUGCGGGUCUUUUCUGUCCAUAGCUUUCGUGGUUGUGGGUAAAGGUAGUUCAUGGAUGGCUAUAACAAUAACCUUAAUGGGCGCACCUCUUCUUGUUGGAACGCUUGCAAGCAUGUGUUACUUCGUGUUCCGACAACAUUUCGGAGGUUUCAGGGAUUCCGAAAGGCGCAUAAAAAGAGGUAGUGGAAGCAAGUCUUUCUCAUGGUCCUACUCAGCAAACAUAUCAGAUGUUGACGAGUACAACUCUGAUAUGGAGAAGAUCUAUGCUCUGUAAACACUGUAUUGAACAGCAAUGCAGUCUGUUUAAAUAUAUGUAUCUAGUGUUGCUCGUGGCUGUUGAUAUGUGCAGAUCAAACGUAGUUUUUCCGAGUUUAAGAGAUAAAAGAGAGGGGGAGAGGAAAAUAAAAGAAUGCAGCGUUGGAUGGUUUCAGUUUUGGAAUUAGCAAGAACUGCCUAGUUUUUCUUUUUUCUUCUGUGUAUUAGUGUAACAGAGGGUUGACGAAUGUAUAGUUCUGUAUAUAAGUUAUGGUCCUUUCUUGUAA